Phragmites australis (common reed) is the source of this 1183-nucleotide messenger RNA. RefSeq names its product chlorophyll a-b binding protein CP26, chloroplastic-like. The transcript has 5 exons. The coding region runs from base 75 to 959 and encodes 294 amino acids. Gene Ontology annotation, cellular component: chloroplast thylakoid membrane; plastoglobule. The record is from RefSeq and is a predicted model, not a curated record. Lineage: Eukaryota; Viridiplantae; Streptophyta; Magnoliopsida; Poales; Poaceae. Gene Ontology annotation, biological process: photosynthesis, light harvesting in photosystem I; response to light stimulus.
CACCUUUCCCUCCACAAGCGCCCAUCAGCCCUCCCCUGCUGCAGAUCUUCCCUCUGAGCUGUGGGUCUGCGGCAAUGGCGGCGCUCGCUCCAUCCAAGAUGCUCGGCACCCGGCUCGACUUCGCCGGCUCCUCCCGCUACGCCACCGCAGCGCCCACCGCGGGGGCGCAGAAGAUCGUCUCCCUGUUCAGCAAGAAGCCCGCCCAGAAGGCAAAGCCCGCCGCGGUGUCGUCCUCGGGCCCGGACAUCGGCGACGAGCUCGCCAAGUGGUAUGGCCCUGACAGGAGGAUCUACCUGCCGGAGGGUCUCUUGGACCGCUCGGAGGUGCCGGAGUACCUCACCGGAGAGGUUCCUGGAGACUAUGGCUACGAUCCUUUUGGCCUGGGCAAGAAGCCAGAGGACUUCGCCAAGUAUCAGGCCUACGAGCUGAUCCAUGCCAGGUGGGCCAUGCUCGGUGCCGCCGGCGCCGUCAUCCCCGAGGCUUGCAACAAGUUCGGCGCCAACUGCGGCCCCGAGGCCGUCUGGUUCAAGUCUCAGCUCAUGCAUGGUGUGACCUUAAUGCAGACCGGCGCCCUGCUUCUGGACGGCAACACCCUCAACUACUUUGGCAAUAGCAUCCCCAUCAACCUGGUCGUCGCCGUCGUCGCCGAGGUCAUCCUCGUCGGCGGCGCCGAGUACUACCGAAUCAUCAACGGGCUCGACCUAGAGGACAGGUUGCACCCUGGCGGCCCCUUCGACCCGCUGGGUCUGGCCAGCGACCCCGACCAGGCUGCGAUUCUCAAGGUGAAGGAGAUCAAGAACGGCCGGCUGGCCAUGUUCUCCAUGUUCGCCUUCUUCAUCCAGGCCUACGUCACCGGCGAGGGGCCCGUCGAGAACCUUGCCAAGCACCUCAGCGACCCAUUCGGCAACAACCUGCUCACCGUCAUCUCCGGCGCCGCCGAGAGGACGCCCAGCCUGUGAGGACCGCCGUCGUGUCGCCAGCUGCGUGCAUGGGGUGCGGUGCAACCUGAUGUGCUGCUGUGUUUGAUGUUACCGGGAAAAUGUGAGUCUGAAUGUGCCACAAGUGUAAAUUAUCAAGAGGGGGAAGAAACCUUUUCAUUCUGAUCUCUGAUAGGACUGCUGCUUGAAUUUGUGCCUAAGAUAUGCUGCUUAAGUAAUUCAUUCAUCGUCGUUAAGAUGCCAAA